Molecule: messenger RNA, 2041 nt
Organism: Loxodonta africana (African savanna elephant)
Lineage: Eukaryota; Metazoa; Chordata; Mammalia; Proboscidea; Elephantidae
Gene: SIRT2
Product: sirtuin 2
Exons: 16
Coding region: 73-1521 (482 amino acids)
Cellular component (GO): nucleus
Molecular function (GO): NAD+ binding; histone deacetylase activity, NAD-dependent; transcription factor binding
Source: RefSeq, a predicted model, not a curated record
CCUCUCCCCCUUCCGGUGCCGUCACGGGACAGAGCAGUCGGUGACAGCCCCGAGGGCCCCGGCCCCGCGCCCAUGGCCGAGCCGGACCCCUCUGACCCUCUGGAGACCCAGGCAGGGAAGGUGCAGGAGGCUCAGGUCAUCCCCCAUCAGCCCUCUGAGCGCCACUCAGAGAUGCGGAGCACUGAGGCUCAGAGAAGUCACUCACAGGAGGCCACGCUCCUGGGGAGGAGCAGCGCUAGGUUUCCAGGCCAGAGCCUGCACGCUGUGCCCCAGCGUGUCCCUCCGCUGCCCCUCACUUCCUCAGGCCUCCCAGCCUGUCCCCUGAGCCCCAGGUGUCACCCCCCACCUCUUCCCUCCCUCCCUGAUCCCACUUCUCCAGCCUGGCCACCCCACCCUCACCCCUUCCAGGACUCAGAUUCGGAUUCAGACACUGAGGAAGGAGCCACUGGCGGAGAAGCUGAGAUGGACUUCCUGCGGAAUUUCUUCUCCCAAACGCUGGGCCUGGGCUCUGAGAGGGAGCGUCUGCUGGAUGAGCUAACCCUGGAAGGGGUGACCCGCUACAUGCAGAGCGAGCGCUGUCGCAGGGUCAUCUGCUUGGUGGGAGCUGGAAUCUCCACGUCCGCGGGCAUCCCUGACUUCCGCUCACCGACCACCGGCCUCUAUGCCAACCUGGAGAAGUACCGUCUUCCCUACCCAGAGGCCAUUUUCGAGAUUGGCUACUUCAAGAAACAUCCAGAGCCCUUCUUUGCCCUCGCCAAGGAGCUCUAUCCUGGGCAGUUUAAGCCCACCACCUGCCACUACUUCAUCCGCCUGCUGAAGGAGAAGGGGCUCCUCCUGCGCUGCUACACGCAGAACAUAGACACCUUGGAGCGUGUGGCGGGGCUCGAGCCUGAGGACCUGGUGGAGGCCCAUGGCACCUUCUACACGUCACACUGCCUCAGCCCCCUCUGCCGGCGGGAGUACACACUAAGCUGGAUGAAAGAGAAGAUCUUCUCCGAGGUGACUCCCAAGUGUGAGAAAUGUCAGAGCCUGGUGAAGCCUGACAUCGUGUUCUUCGGCGAGAGCCUCCCGGCGCGUUUCUUCUCCUGCAUGCAGUCAGACUUCCUGAAGGUGGACCUCCUCAUCAUCAUGGGCACCUCCCUGCAGGUGCAGCCCUUCGCAUCCCUCAUCAGCAAGGCACCCCUCUCCACCCCGCGCCUCCUCAUCAACAAGGAGAAGACGGGCCAGACCGACCCCUUCCUGGGCAUGAUGAUGGGUCUUGGAGGAGGCAUGGACUUCGACUCCAAGAAAGCCUACAGGGAUGUGGCCUGGCUGGGUGAUUGUGACCAGGGCUGCCUGGCCCUUGCUGACCUCCUCGGAUGGAAGAAGGAACUGGAGGAUCUUGUCCAGAAGGAGCAUGCAGCCAUAGAUGCCCAGUCGGUGUCAGGGGACCCCAACCCCGGCAUUUCUACUUCCCCCAGGAAGUCUCCACCACCCGCCAAGGAGGAGGCCAAAACCACGGAGGGGGAGAAACCCCAGUGACACUGCAUCUCCCUGGCAGGAUGCCCAGCUCCUGUGGGGACAGCUGAGCCCCAGCCAGCCCUGCCCCUCUCUAACUUGCAGCUCUUGUGAGAGAGCUUAGACAGCUCUCCAGGCUCUAAACCACCCCCUCCCCAAACUGGGCACCCAGGCCUUCAAACCUAGCACAGCUCCUACAUCCCCCAGGGGCCAGGUUCCGGCAGCCCCUCUUUAACAGCUCCAACUUCUAACCACUCCCAGGGCCAAGGAUCAGCCUCUAAUCUCUAACUGCUCCCGGGGGCGGAGUGCCCCCACACCUCUAACUGCCCCAGGACAGGGGUCCAAGAGCCCCACUCUCUACUCGUGGGACUGGGUGGGCCAGGUCUAACCUCCUGUGGGCUGGGGCUAAAGGCCUCUCACAUCUCUGCCUCCAACUUCCAAGUGGGUGCUGUGCCCCCUCCACCCGGGACCCACUUUCCACGUGGGGUUGGGUGGAAGAGGUUGCUCAUUGAAGACAAAUUAAAAAAAAAAAAAAAAAGUAGCA